Gossypium arboreum is the source of this 1465-nucleotide messenger RNA. RefSeq lists its product as uncharacterized. Lineage: Eukaryota; Viridiplantae; Streptophyta; Magnoliopsida; Malvales; Malvaceae. The record is from RefSeq and is a predicted model, not a curated record. The transcript is spliced from 6 exons. Bases 324 to 1151 code for a protein of 275 amino acids.
ACUGUGUGCAAAGACGUUGAAUUGAAAUGGGCAAAGCUAAGUAUGAAUCCUUCGACUCCCCUAGACACUCAAGUUUAGAGUGUUUAUGAGCCCCCCCAAAAAAACAAAGUUUCAAGAGUUUUUAGAUUCCUAGGAAGACUCCUUUUUUGGGGUUUUUGGCCAAAAAUUUUAGGGUUCACUUACAAUAUUUUUUUCUUUGAUAUUUUCCAUUUUUCGUCGCCACAUUGUCUCUUCAUUCUAUAAAAACGUACUUCUGAUGAUGAUGGAUAGUUACUAGCUAGAUAGUUUUCUUUCCCAUUGUUUCUUGCUGCAAAAAAUUGGAAAUGACAAUCAAACAGAGGCAAUAUUGUCGUGAUGUUUCCCAACAAAAGCAGAUUGUGGUGUCUGAAUGUCGGAAAGAAAGGAUAAGUGAAGAAAUGAGCCUUAAGUUUGAAGGAAAAUUAACUGAGGGAAGCAAUAACCAGUUGUUGAUUCUUGCAAACUUUGCUGAACUAAUAUCUGAAUCUGAGUACAUCUUACCUACAGUACAUGAAAAUCCUCAAAAUGAUGAAGAUUCUAGUAUGGAGGCUCAAAAUUUGCAAGAAAACGCUGACGAUGUUAUGGCUAAGAGUAGCGAUAAGAAUUGGGGUGAAGCUGAUGAAAUGCCCCCAAUUUCUCAUGAUAGAAAUGAAAGGGAUGGAUCUCAUGGUGAAGGGACAGUGCUGCGGUUAAGUCAUAUUAGACGUCAAGCCCGUCUUAAAAUCCAGUCAUUCAUGAAACAGAGCAUCCAAGAGGAUAGUUAUAGGACCUUGCAGGGAAGUAAAAUGCGCCUGACUCAAAUUCGUCGUCAAGCUCGGUCUGGAAACCAUAUACCUCGGCUAAACAUUACUGCAGUAUGUUCACAUGGCAAGUUGCUAGGAGGGAUAACACGGUUGAGUCAGAUACGGCGUGAAGCUCGGUCUAAAAACAAUUGCUCACGACAAGAAGGAACUGGAGAGCCUAUGCAUGUGCAAUUGGAUUGCCAAUUUCAUGAAGAACUAAUAUCCAAGUUCAGCUCAGAUAUUUUGACUAUGAAACUAGAGUUUGAUUUCGAUGAUGGAGCAAACAGCGAAAUUUUGACCCCCCAAGUUGCAUUACUUGUAAAGAAAGGAGUCAUUGCUUUUGAAGUUUGAUGUUUGAGGUUAGAAUAUCAACAGGUGUGAAGCUCCAUUCCUAGGUCAUCCUAUGUUCAUUCAAUCACAAUGACCUGUCCCCCCCCCCCUCCCCGGCGUAAAGCAAAGAUAAUUGCUUAUAGUUGAUUAUUAUAGAUUGGAAUGGAACUUAUAUUUCUUUCUCCUUUUACUUCCUCUGCUUUUUUAGUCUUUUGUUCCAUGAUCUAAGCUUCUAUACCAUAUUCUCCAAAUCAUCGGAAAAUGGAGUAAACUCGAGAAUCCUGAACAUUGGAAAUGCUUUAAUCUUUAUAUACUCGUAUUAUUUGCUUAUCAAA